This is a messenger RNA of Ambispora leptoticha, 2271 nucleotides long. The record is from the annotation of a GenBank genome assembly. Lineage: Eukaryota; Fungi; Glomeromycota; Glomeromycetes; Archaeosporales; Ambisporaceae.
AUGCAAAAAGAGAAACCAAACGGCAAUACCGAUAAUUUCACAAGAACAACAAGAAGCGACACAAACCACUCCUUCACAUUCACCGAAGACGGAGAAAAAGAUAGAACAACCCCAGAAAUAACCCCUUCUCUCAUAGUGAGACCUUGCCUUAUUGGCGAAAUCAAUCAACGAGAAUUUGAUUCUGUGCUUGCCAGUGUAGACUAUCAUGCCCCGUCGCACGUCUAUGAACCAACAGUUCACACUUCACCUAAUGACUUGUCGACCUUGAGUGUUUUGAGUACGACCACUAACGCCACUGAGGCGGUAUCAGUCAUUGAGAAUAUUUCUGUCAGUGAUAAUAUUGAUGGUAAUAGAUAUAAUAUUGGACAUAAUUAUAAUACUAUUGGAAAUAAUAUUGGCAGCAAUUUUGUUAGAAACAAUAAUAAUCGUAUCGUUCAACGGAUCGAGCGGUCCACACAAGUCACCAAAAUCAUUAUGGAUAAUCAGACAGGAAAUGUCGAUUAUUCGAAAUUAAGAAAAAUGAUUGAGCGGUCUUCAGGCGCGGAAAACGAUCCAGCUGUGUUAUCAGAAAAAUUUUCAAAACCAAUGCUGACAAAAAAUAAUUUAAUGCCAGAGCCCUCGACAAACUUGCAAACACAAAUGCAUGAAGAUAGUGAGCUAAAAAUUGCAUCUACUGUUAAACCUCAAAGUAGCAUUAAUGAUAAUAAUGACUUUACGAAGGAAACGACAGUAACAACUAUGCUAAAAUCCGCGGAAAAUAAUAAUGCUGUCCCAACUUUCUCGAUCAAUUCCCCAGAAACAAUAGAAGAUAUAAACGAAAAUGCCAGCCAAUCUCAGAUCUAUGAAGAACUCAGCAAUAACUUGAAGGAACUAAGUAGGCCGAUUCUGGCACACCCCGAUGAACAGGAUUCAGCGUCUAUUUCUUCAAAUGAACUACAGUCAAAAGUGCAAGAUAUAGAAUACAAAAAAAAUAUCGAACCUCAAAUAAUUGUUAAUGAAGAAACUAUUCAUGAUUUCAAGACAAAAUCCGAUGAUGAGAAUGAUGAUGAUGCUGUUGUUGAUAUUGAGGAUGAGGGUGAUAUUUAUAACGAGGAUAAUGUUAAUAUUGAUAAUGAGGAUAAGGGUGAUAUUAAUAAUGAGGAUAAUGUUAGUGUUGAUAAUGAGGAUGAGGGUGAUAUUUAUAAUGAGGAUAAUGUUAAUAUUAAUAAUGAGGAUAAGGGUGAUAUUAAUAACGAGGAUAAUGUUAGUGUUGAUAAUGAGGAUGAGGGUGAUAUUAAUAACGAGGAUAAUGUUAGUGUUGAUAAUGAGGAUGAGGGCGAUAUUGAUAAUGAGGAUGAGGGUGAUAUUGAUAAUGAGGAUGAGGAUAAUGUUAAUCAUAAUAAGACAGAGACAGCAUAUUCUUCAACCGAAAUGCAACCUAAAAUACAAGACACAGGAAAAAGAACAGCCGAGACGCAAACUGAAGAGUUCAUGAAUUAUGUGCAGGAAUCAACAUCAUUGUUUCUGAGAAAUUCCAAUGAUUAUUCAUUACAGGACGUUGAAAUCAAAAAAACGGCCGAACCUCAAAUCGAUCGUAAAAUGAUCAUUAACCUUAUCGUGGAUCUUCCACAGUUUGCACCUUUGAAUCAUGACAUACCAAUACCACCAAUAAUAAAUUAUAGAACGGAAUAUGACCGGGAUGAGAAUAUUCAUAAUCACACAAGCGAAAUUGAGCAACUACGCGAAGAAAAUGAAAAGCUGAAAUUGGAAUUACUUGCGUAUAAGAAAAAUACAAGACUACAUGGAAUAAGUUCCAGAGCGACAAAAUUGGAUGAAACACGUAACAAUAUUAAAAAAGACAAACUUUAUUAUAAGCUACAAUUAAGUAGAAUAGAUAAUCUCGAAGAGACGCAACUCACGGAACUGAUAAAGGAAAUCAUGCUAAUUCUCAAAGUCGAUGAUAUGGACCAAAUCGUACCGUCAAUCGAACAAAUAGACAAAGUGGUGCGACUGGUCCCACAACUAUCUGAUUUCAUCAAUAAAGUGGUGGAUAUUGUUCUCUGUGAACAAGACGAAGAUGAUGAUCCUUAUCGAGUCAAAAACUAUAAUAAAAAAGCCAACUCGGCGGUGGGUGCUGGCAGCAGCAUUCCGCCUGAACAAAAAUUAUGUGCCACCAUUGAAACGAUACUUCAAUGGCGUGACACAGUUAAGGAGAUGGAACAUAUGGUUUCGCAUCUUUUACAGAAUACUCAGAAAAAAUGGAGCAAGCAAAAGAAUAAUGCGCGUCGAUAA